This is a messenger RNA of Habropoda laboriosa, 2460 nucleotides long. RefSeq lists its product as uncharacterized. NCBI's taxonomy places the organism in Eukaryota, Metazoa, Arthropoda, Insecta, Hymenoptera, Apidae. The record is from RefSeq and is a predicted model, not a curated record. The transcript has 10 exons.
AUGUCUUUUAUAAUAAAAAAUAUGCCAACUAAUGAAAUAAACAAUAAAAACAGAGAACAUUUUUUUUCUUUAGAAAUGAAAGAAGACUAUAGCUUUAAGUAUAUACCUGAAAGUCAUUUUAAAUGUAUAGUAAAAAAUGUACAAAGACAAAGACGCAAGGAGGAUGAGGACCGAAUCUGGUCUUCAUUUGUUAAAGAACAGGAGUUAAAUAGUCUAAGAUAUCACAAAAAUAUCAUAAAAGAUACUGACCAGUCUAUAAAGAGUAUGAAAGAUCUCUUGCAAGAAAAUAUACAAGAUGUAGAUAGAGAACUGAAAAGACUCGAGGAAGAUGCCCUCCCUGAACAAACCAAAGGAAUUCAAAAUGAUAAAUCUAAUAUUAAGAAUGAGAAAAUUUAUGUAAAUGCAAACAGCAUUAGAAGCAAUUUUUCAAAGGAUAAGUUGUUAACAAAGAAUAAAGAUACAUCUAGUAUUAAUGCUUUAGAUCCAAUUUCUCAAGACAAUAAUAUUUCUAUACAUAAAAAAUCUGAAGGACUGAAAACAGUUUUUAGAUCCAAGGCUAAAAAAUCUUUAUCAGAUUCUUUGAUUACAGAGAAAAAGUGUUACACAAAUCAGCUUCUUCAUGCAACUGAUUACUUUGAGAAUAAUUCUAGUACAGGCUCAAGUAAUUACAGAUAUGACAUUGUUAAUGUCCAACCAGAUCCACUUACAAUACAAAAACUUCUAUCAAUGCAAAAGAAAAUUGCUGAAUUAUUAGAUGAAAUUUCAUUUAGAUUAUGCAGAAUUCCUUUACCAGAUGGUGAUAAUGAUUUGAAAAGAAGACAACAACAAACAUUAGAGUUUGCUAUAAGAUUUUCAAGAAAUUAUCUAUACAAUCUUAACAGACUUGUGGCAAGUAUUCGAAGACACAUCAGUACUGUGUCCUCCAGAACAGGAUCAAAACAGUAUUAUAAAAAUAUUGCAUUUCAUCAAGAUAUGAUUAAACAAAAGCUAAUUUCUGCUCAUCAAUUACUAAUACAAGCUUUAAGUGCUUAUUAUAAACACAUUCCUAACUCUAUUCUUGAUGGUCAUUCUACAAAACUUCAGGAUGUGUUACAAAUUGUCUGCAAUCUCAAAAAUAUUUGUGAUAAAGUUGGUAUUUCUAAUAAUUAUUUAUGUUCAGGAGAUAAUACGGUUAUACCAUUGGGAUGCAUUCUUCAAGAUAAAUGUGAUGCAAUCUUGUCUAUGUUAAAAUUAAACUUGGAAAGCAAACAUAGAAGUACAAAUUACAAGAAUGUUGAAUCUACAGUGACUAUUGCACCAAUACCUUUACAUCACAAAGGACGUUCCAAACGAAAAAAUUUAUCUACUCGAUUAAGCAUGUAUAGUAUGGAUGUUAAAGUAUCAAAGAGUAACCAAAAGAAAAGGAAUGAUUUAAGAAGAAAAAGCUACAUUUGCAAGAAAGAAAGUGAGAAUAUUAUCAAAGAUAUUAAGAAUAUUCACACUCAACAUUAUUCAUUACCAGAGUUACUGUAUCCCAGUCCUAUAACACGUACAUCAUCUUCUAGGGACGUCACAAAGAUUGAUUCGAUGAAAGAUAUGAAUUACUCAAAAGAAGACGAUGUUAGAACUAUGAUGGAUGGAGUAACAAUAGAUUCUGAAAAUGAUAGUAAUGUAAAAAUUAAAAUCAAAUGUAAAAAUGCAACAAAUCCAGAACAGUCUUUUACAAUACAAAACAAAACAUCUACAAAUGUGUGGAAAACGAAAAAUGUAGAAGAUAAAAGGGUAAACCUUAAAUCAGAAAAAGUUUCUGACGGGGAUAAUUUAAUUAAAACAGUAGCUAUAAUUACCAAAGAACAUUUGGCUAGUCUGACUCCCGUGAUAAACAAUUUAAUGGCUCUUGUGUCGAAAAAGCAAAAUGAACUAGAUGUGCAACUUGGAUCAGAAACAUCUAUGGAAACAUUAAGAGAAUUUUUACAAAAAUAUUCGUUUCCCAGAGAUUCUAAUAUUAAAGCAUCCUUGGCAAAUGAUAAUUAUGAACAAUCAAAUUAUACAUUAAAUAGCGUAUCUGAUGUUCAAAAACGUGGUGAAAAUGUACAAUUGAUUUGCAUGUCUUCUAUGGAAAAAGCUUCUAAGAUGACACAAUGUGAUGUUUCAUGUCAGGCAGAUUACCACAUCCCGCUAAAAGUAAGUAUAAAACAUGCUAUAUUUAAUUGAAAAACUAUGGAUUUAUAUACGAAAGAUGGAGUGCAGCUUGUUGUUCCAAAAGAAACUGAGCGACAUUUUGUCGCAUAUAAAUGUGAAUAUAAAAAAUUAUGCCAGUCAAAGCCAAUGUAUUCCAGUAGUACUCAGAAUAAACCAUGGGAUAUUGUGGCAUGGAUCUCUGAUAAAUUGAUAGAUGAAUUAAUAAUUGAAAUAACAGUCGAGUUACAAAUGAACGACGUAAUUAAAAAACUAUUUGAGAUGGAAUUUCAAGAAUUUUAG